UCCGUCCCUUGUGCUCUGCUUCUUCUUCCCCCUUCCCUGCUUCGCUGCCUUGGCCUAUAAAAGCAAUCAACCAAUCCACCUCUCCAUCCGUUCGCGACCCGCGCCUCACGAACGCAAGAAAACGAGAGCCGUAGAAAGCAAGGAGAAGAGCAGAAACACGAGAGAGAGAGAGAGAGAGAGAGAGAGAGAGAGAGAGAGAGAGAGAGAGAGAGAGAGAGAGAGGCGACCAUGGAGGUGCGGGCGGCCAUGGAGAUGGAGGGGUGGACAUCGCGGCGAAAGCACCGGAACGGUGGCUUCUGGUUGAGAGCGGAGAUCGAGGUGGACCGGGGUUCCUCCAUUCCCAGGGGCCCGGGGUUCGGCUUCGCCGCCGCCGUACGAGAGCCGCUGGUGAAGCUGCGGCGGCCCGUACACGACUUCGAGAGAUGGGACUGGGACUACUUCGUCUGGCCCCAUGACCGGCUCGACGCCAAUCUUGAGAUGAGGGACAGGGAUCCAGAGGCGACACUUGAGGCAGACCGGAAGGCAAGCGAGAGUUUCCUGAACAAGAGUACACUACAGCUGGAGAGCUAUGAGAUGUACCAGCACCUGCUGCAGCAGCAAGCUUCAGCGUGGCCUUGCAACCCGCUCAACACCAAUCUAGAGAUGAGGGACAGUAGCAUAGAGGGAUACCUGAACCAGGGUACACUGCAGCCGGAGAGCGAGAUGUACCAGCACACUGCAGCCUUGCCUCGCGACCAUCUCAUAGCCAAUCUGGAGGUGAGGAACACUGACGCGGAGGCGAAGCUUCAGACUGAUCGGAAGGCAAAGGAGCGAAGCACGCGGCGGCUGAAGAGGUCCGAGAUGGGUCGACGCGCACAGGAGCAGCACAAGGAGAAGGAGAACGAACAGACCGAGCUGUUCCGGACACCCACGCCGGUGAACAAGAAGGCCGUAGGACCCAGAUCGGCACGGCGUCGCCGUGUUUUCGCAGAAGCUAACCUGAGCCCGGACGAUGACAGGGCAAGGCAGAGGCAGGUUUCUUGGGCUUGUAGUCACACACGCACAUGCACCAUCUGGUUGCUCCCGAUGGCUUGAGCUACAUGCAUUGCAAGUCUGAUACGACACACCUUGAGAUGUGGGAUGAUUUUCAGUUGGAGACUUGGAGCUCGUUAACUGUCAGGAGUGGACCCUGAAUUUUUUAGCUCAGAACUAGUAGGAGAGAGCACGUUCGUGCGGUUGUACAUAGUACAGUACAAUACAGAGUAGAAGCAUUCCACUGCAUGGUUCAGAACUAGGCUGAAUUCUUUUUUCGGUUCAGAACUGUGUGGAAACAGUUUUCCGUUGACAAGUAGGAACAGGUUCACGUCUUGUGAAGCUCAGUUUCAGUCAGUUGCCAUUA
Panicum virgatum (switchgrass) is the source of this 1378-nucleotide messenger RNA. RefSeq lists its product as uncharacterized. NCBI's taxonomy places the organism in Eukaryota, Viridiplantae, Streptophyta, Magnoliopsida, Poales, Poaceae. The coding region runs from base 229 to 1074 and encodes 281 amino acids. The record is from RefSeq and is a predicted model, not a curated record. The transcript is spliced from 5 exons.